Molecule: messenger RNA, 2445 nt
Organism: Penicillium cataractarum
Lineage: Eukaryota; Fungi; Ascomycota; Eurotiomycetes; Eurotiales; Aspergillaceae
Product: glycoside hydrolase family 31 protein
Exons: 1
Coding region: 1-2445 (814 amino acids)
Biological process (GO): carbohydrate metabolic process; N-glycan processing
Molecular function (GO): alpha-glucosidase activity
Source: RefSeq, a predicted model, not a curated record
AUGCAUCGCUAUUCCUUCCCACAUACUCCGGUCGCUCAUCCCGAGGCGAUCAUCGGUGCUGGCAAGUACCGAUUUACUAUUUUGACUGACGGCCUUCUUCGUUAUGAAUGGGCUGAAGAUUACCAGUUCGAGGAUCGGGCCUCAGUUCUUGCUAUCAACCGCCGGCUUCCCGUGCCCGAAUUUCGCGUCAAAGAAAACCAACAAAACCUUCAGAUUCUCACUUCUCGAUUCCACCUUACUUACGACAAGCAAGAAUUUUCCCCAAAUGGCCUCAGUGCUGUCAUUAAGGGAAACUAUGGGCCCCAUGGUAGCGUCUGGCGCUAUGGAACUUCGGCUUCAAAUCUCGGCGGUACCACCCGUACCCUGGACGAGGCCGAUGGCCGAGUUGCCCUAGAUCAUGGCGUUAUUUCUAGACAGGGUUUUGCGACUUUGGAUGACUCGAAUUCAAUGCUCUUUGAUGAUCGACAGUGGGUGACUACAAGGUUACCUGGAAAUCGUGUGGAUGGCUAUCUUUUCGCUUACGGUCACGACUACCGACAAGCCGUCCAGGCGUUCUAUCUUCUAUCGGGGCCCCAACCACUCCUUCCACGAUGGGCCCUAGGGAACUGGUGGAGUCGAUAUUAUCCAUACACUGCAGAUGAAUAUCUAUCACUGAUGGAUCGAUUUCACAAAAGUGAGAUCCCACUCUCAGUCGCCGUAUUGGACAUGGAUUGGCAUAUUGUGCAGGACGAGCGUGUCAAGAAAGCCGGAGUGACAGGAUGGACCGGUUACACCUGGAACAAAGAGCUCUUCCCUAAUCCCAAAUCAUUUCUUGCGGAACUCCACGAUCGGGGCCUACAUGUUUCUCUGAAUGACCAUCCUGCGGACGGUGUGCAGAGCUAUGAAGAUCCUUACGAGGACAUGGCCAUUGCUCUCAACCACGAUGUCUCCAUGGGUGACCCUAUCUCUUUCGAUAUCACAAAUCAAGCCUUUUUGGAUGCUUUCUUUGAUGUGCUCCACCGGCGGUUUGAGAGGGAAGGAUUGGAUUUAUGGUGGGUGGAUUGGCAGCAAGGGACACAUUCCCGUAUCCCCGGCAUCGAUCCACUUUGGGUGCUCAAUCAUUACCACUUCCUAGAUAGCGCUCUCAACGACAAGAGGCCCCUCACGUUUUCGCGGUAUGCGGGCCCAGGCAGUCACCGGUAUCCUAUUGGGUUCUCUGGUGAUACCGUGGUAUCAUGGGACUCUCUCAACUUCCAGCCGGAGUUUACAGCAACAGCGUCAAACAUUGGGUUUGGGUGGUGGAGUCAUGAUAUUGGUGGCCAUUUUCACGGUGAAAAGAACGAUGAAAUGCUCAUUCGAUGGGUGCAAUACGGCGCAUUCUCCCCUAUCUUGCGACUCCACUCAUCGAACAAUAUUUUUAGUAUCAAAGAACCCUGGAAUCUGGACUCGCAAUACGGGCAGAUCAUGACAGAGUAUCUGCAGCUCCGUCAUAGACUGCUUCCAUAUCUAUACACGAUGAAUGUACGCGCUGCUGUUCAGGGGCUACCUCUUGUCCAGCCCAUGUAUUGGGGUUACCCGGAAAGCGAGGAGUCUUACAACGUACCAAAUCAGUAUCUCUUCGGCACAGAUCUCAUUGUGGUGCCAAUUACUACUCCUCAAGAUCCUAGAUCUCGAAGAUCUCAGGUCCUCGCCUGGCUUCCCCCUGGAAGGCAUGUGGAUAUUUUUACAGGUGUGGUCUACGAUGGAGACCGUCGUAUUUGGCUGAAUCGACGCCUGAAGGAUUACCCAGUAUUCGCUCCGGAAGGAGCGAUCAUUCCGCUCGACGGGGCAUCAAUUCUUACCAAUGGCUGUGCAAAUUCUCCCACAAUCGAACUCCUGGUUGUUGUCGGGGCAGAUGGCGUUUUCGAACUUGUGGAAGAUGACGGAAAGGGACAAUACACGGAUCAUAUCGAUUUCCGCCGAACGCGCAUCUCUUUCAAUCAACAGGCCGGUGAAUUGCACAUCUGGCCUACAAGUGGUGGUAACAUUCCUGCACAAAUCCGACAGUGGAGUGUUCGCUUCCUCGGAUACGCAUCAUCGAAGGCGCUACAAGUUUGUUCUGGGGAUAAAACGCGAGAAGUCAAUGGCCAGUAUAUGGUCAACGGCCUUCUUGUGGACUUGGGAUCUCACCCUGAAAGUGCGCACAUUGUGGUGAAGUUGGAAAGCCAUCCUUCUUUGAUGAUGAACCGCCCUGGGCCUCAAAUUAUCGAAUUCUUGCGUGGCGCUCAAAUCGAACUAGAUCUGAAGGAUUGCAUUCGGAGGAUUGUGGAACGUUCAGUGUCUAGGUUGUUGCAGAUUGGAGACCUUCAUGCUCUUGGCCUGGACAGCGUGCUGUUGAAUCCAAUUCUUGAAUUUCUCUUAGCUGACUCCCGGCUUAUAGUGACCGAAGACAACCAAGAGACUGGUUUCUUGGUAGUUGAUAUGUAA